AUGAAUGCUUUUGACUCAGAAUCUCCAAAUAGCUCACCAAAAACUGGCCAGACACUACUACCUAAAGAAAAAUUAUUAGCAAAAUCACUAUCGAUGAAAUUGCCUGUUGAAUCAUUAAACAAUAGUUUCCAAUCCUUAGAAGAUUUAUCACACAGUUUAGAAUUAGUAUUUGAACUUGAUAUUGUGAGCAAACAAAAUAUGAAAAUAGAUGACUUACAAAUUAAAUUAAAGAGUUGCGAGUCUGAAUUAGACGGAACAAUUUUGGAAAAUAAUGAAUUAAGACGACAAGUCAUCAAAUUGACACAAGAGCUACUUAUUAUGAAAAAUAUAUGUAAAACCCCACAAAUUGGAAAAAAAAAACAGCGCAAGAGUUUGUCCUCAAGUUUUCCUAAUAAUAUGACUCCAGAUAAGCAAAAGACAGAGCAAAUUUUUGUUUUGGAAAAUACAAUCGCAAAAUUACAACAAAACCUGAAAUAA
This is a messenger RNA of Parnassius apollo (apollo), 477 nucleotides long. Lineage: Eukaryota; Metazoa; Arthropoda; Insecta; Lepidoptera; Papilionidae. The record is from the annotation of a GenBank genome assembly.